Molecule: messenger RNA, 1194 nt
Organism: Pomacea canaliculata
Lineage: Eukaryota; Metazoa; Mollusca; Gastropoda; Architaenioglossa; Ampullariidae
Product: exosome complex component RRP40-like
Exons: 4
Coding region: 150-896 (248 amino acids)
Biological process (GO): poly(A)-dependent snoRNA 3'-end processing; CUT catabolic process; U4 snRNA 3'-end processing
Cellular component (GO): nuclear exosome (RNase complex); cytoplasmic exosome (RNase complex)
Molecular function (GO): RNA binding
Source: RefSeq, a predicted model, not a curated record
AAUUGGCCAUAUGAGAAUAGUGUGUUCAUAAAGUGUUUUUGAGGCUUUUGUUGUUGUUUUUGUUAUUGCUUAUAUCUAUGAGAUAUGUAUACAUAAGAAAGCAAAAGAACUAGAAAGGUAACAUGGUUAUUUUCUAUUAACUAAUCGUCAUGUGGUUUGCUGGCUUUAGCUCAACAUCAAACAUGGAGACAAAACAGUUAGCCAGAAGAGUUGUGAUGCCAGGAGAGAAAAUAAAUGCUUUGAAGAACUGUGCAGACAGCAGUAAAAUAAUUUUGGGACCUGGACUGAGACUAGAAGAUGAAGAUAUUUGCGUUGCUAAAUCAGGGAUUCUAAGAUUUCGUGAGCCAAAUGUAUAUUGGGUGGAUUCUCAUCAAACGCGUUAUGUUCCAGUUAAAGGAGAAACAGUGAUUGGCAUCAUUACACAAAAAGUUGGUGAUACUUUUCGGGUAGACAUUGGUGGAAGUGAGCAAGCAAGCUUGUCUUUUCUUUCCUUUGAGGGUGCAACCAAACGAAACCGCCCAGAUGUAAAGGUAGGUGACAUUGUUUACUGUCGGUUGCUGGUAGCCAACAAGGAUAUGGAGCCUGAGGUUGUCUGUAUUGAUGGUCAGGGCCGAAGCAGUGGAAUGGGUGUCAUUCGUAAUGGUGGCUUUCUUGUGAGGACAUCACUCAGCCUAGUCAGGAAGAUUCUUAAUGCCGACUGUGUCUUGAUGAAGUGUUUGGGAAACAAGAUUCCUUUUGAGGCAGCUGUAGGAAUGAAUGGCCGAGUGUGGGUAAAGGCCCGAUCCAACAAAGAGACCAUUGCUGUGGCAAAUGCUAUCCUAGCUUCAGAAUACAUGACCAAUGAAGAAAUCAAAAAUAUGUGUCAAAGACUGGCUGAUGCAUUAGAUGGGUUUUAAUAGAAGAGCUAAUGACUUUUUUUAAAUUUGUAAACGUUUUGUGGUGAUAUGUAAAGAAUCAGCAGCAGAACAUGAUUUGCAUCUGUCUGGAAAUGUAGGCUAAAUUCAGUAUUGAUUUUGGUAGUGUAUGCCUAGCUGACUUAAGAAGAAAAUUGCUUUGAUGAAAACUUUAUGUGGGACUCAGAACACAGAUUGAAAAAAAAAUGACACCUUGGUCUGAGGCUUCAUUGUUGCAAUUGUCAUCUGGAUGUGGCAAACUAACCAAAUGUACAAGCUGGAGAGUAAAGCCUAAUGUCAA